Messenger RNA from Cotesia glomerata, 1214 nucleotides. RefSeq names its product protein SEC13 homolog (gene Sec13). Lineage: Eukaryota; Metazoa; Arthropoda; Insecta; Hymenoptera; Braconidae. The record is from RefSeq and is a predicted model, not a curated record. The transcript has 3 exons. Gene Ontology annotation, molecular function: structural molecule activity; protein binding. Gene Ontology annotation, cellular component: COPII vesicle coat; nuclear pore outer ring. Gene Ontology annotation, biological process: protein import into nucleus; positive regulation of TOR signaling; COPII-coated vesicle budding. The coding region runs from base 148 to 1083 and encodes 311 amino acids.
CACUGAUGUGUUCCUCCACGUAUGACAGACUGACCUAGCCUAAAAUACAAGUACAAGUGUAGCAGACAAAAAUACGGCAUUUAGAAAAUUAAAAACUAACUUUAAAAAUUAAUAAGUUUCCAUAAAUUUAAAUUAAAACAAUUGAAAAUGGUUUCCGUACUAAACACAGUGGAUACCGGGCACGAGGACAUGAUCCACGACGCCGAGAUGGAUUAUUACGGUCUGAGGUUAGCGACGUGUUCUAGUGACAACUCAGUUAAGGUAUUUGAUCUGAAAAACGGAUCGCAGAGCCUGAUCGCCGACCUGAAGGGCCACGAUGGCCCAGUUUGGCAAGUCGCUUGGGCUCAUCCUAAAUUUGGAAACAUUCUUGCAUCCUGCAGCUAUGACAGGAAAGUAAUGAUAUGGAAAGAGCUGGGAGAAUGGAAAAAAAUCUACGAGCACACAAGCCACGAUUCCUCAGUGAACUCCGUAGCGUGGGCCCCCCAUGAGUUCGGUUUGAUUUUGGCAUGCGGAAGUUCUGACGGUUCAAUUUCAAUACUUACCAACAACGGAGACAGCUGGAGCACCCAGAAGAUACCAAACGCCCACACAAUCGGCUGCAACGCAGUCAGCUGGUGCCCAGUAAUCGACCCGACAUUCGACGCAGCUUCUCACCAGAGAACAGGCACCGUAAAGCGCCUCGCUACCGGCGGGUGCGAUAACUUAGUAAAGAUCUGGAGAGAAGAAGGUGAUCGUUGGGUUGAGGAAAAUAAAUUGGAAGCUCACAGUGACUGGGUUCGUGACGUCGCGUGGGCUCCAGCAGUCGGUCCACCACGCGCUGCAUUAGCUUCUUGCUCGCAGGACAGACGCGUGGUAGUGUGGACAUCUUCAGACUACGCCAGCUGGAAGCCCAACGUGUUGAAUGUCUUCGACGACGUUAUUUGGAACGUCAGCUGGUCGCUGACCGGCGGAAUCCUUGCUGUCAGCGGUGGAGACAACAAAGUCUCGCUCUGGAGAGAAAACUCUGAAGGACAGUGGUCUUGUAUUUCGGAGCUUAACAAAGGCCAGGGUAACCUUAACAACGCAGACCAACGGGUUCUCUAGUUCUCACAUACUAACCUACAAUAUAUCAAUAAAAAUGUAUAAUAAUUAAUAAUUACCUUUUAAUAAUUAUUUUUGUUUUGAUAAAUGUACGCUGUAAGUUUAGAGAAUAGAUUCUGGUUUUUAUUAUUGUA